AUGCUUGCACGUUUUUUCCUGGAUAACUAUCUCGACUUGAAAGUGGACCUCAACCGGGUGCUCUUCAUCUGCCCGGCCAACCAACUGGAUACCGUUCCGGAUCCGUUGCGCGACAGAAUGGAGAUGACUGAAGUCACCGUUUAUAUGGCCGAAGGUAAGAUGACCAUUGCAUAUUAA
Dibothriocephalus latus is the source of this 177-nucleotide messenger RNA. The record is from the annotation of a GenBank genome assembly. Lineage: Eukaryota; Metazoa; Platyhelminthes; Cestoda; Diphyllobothriidea; Diphyllobothriidae.